This is a messenger RNA of Lycium ferocissimum, 1612 nucleotides long. RefSeq names its product UDP-arabinose 4-epimerase 1-like. The coding region runs from base 235 to 1392 and encodes 385 amino acids. Gene Ontology annotation, molecular function: UDP-glucose 4-epimerase activity. The transcript has 10 exons. Gene Ontology annotation, biological process: beta-D-galactose catabolic process via UDP-galactose, Leloir pathway. Lineage: Eukaryota; Viridiplantae; Streptophyta; Magnoliopsida; Solanales; Solanaceae. The record is from RefSeq and is a predicted model, not a curated record. Gene Ontology annotation, cellular component: cytosol.
AAAAAAAAAAAUUAGUAAGAGUACCACAUAAAAUGAAACAAAUGAAUUAUGAAAUUUAUUAUUUGGAGACUUCUAAUCAAUAUCAAAUAUUUGUUUUUUUCUCAUGGUGCAGGGGAGAGAAGUUCUGCAUAAUGAUACUUGAUUUCCAACUAGUCCCCAUUUAGCAUGUGUAUGGAAGUUGCAAUAGGAAAGCAAUUGUUUUGAGAAAUAGGAGUUUUCUUCUAGUAAAAAGGCAUGGAUUUUGUGGUGGUGUCCAAGAGAAAGAGCAACAUUACUAGGAAACUGCUCUUGGCUGCUGGCAUUACUGCAAUUUGCUUCCUUAUAUUCAGAACAUCACCUGGCUUUAGUAGUUUCAUGAAGUUUGCUCAACAUGAACCUGGUGUAACUCAUGUCUUAGUUACCGGAGGUGCUGGCUUCAUAGGUUCUCAUGCUACCCUUCGACUCCUGAAGGAUUCAUACCGUGUAACUAUAUUGGACAACCUUUCGCGUGGAAACGUGGGCGCUGUAAAAGUUCUCCAGGAAUUGUUUCCUGAGCCAGGACGACUUCAGUUUAUUUAUGCUGAUUUAGGAGAUGCAGUAGCUGUUAACAAGAUAUUUAAACGAAAUGCGUUUGAUGCUGUGAUGCAUUUUGCAGCUGUCGCAUAUGUUGGAGAAAGUACACAAGAGCCUCUUAGGUACUAUCACAAUAUUACAUCAAAUACAUUGCUACUAGUUAAGGCAAUGGCAACACAUGGUGUAAAGACAUUAAUCUAUUCGAGUACCUGCGCCACGUAUGGGGAGCCUAAGAAAAUGCCUAUUACAGAAGCACCGAUAAAUCCGUAUGGCAAAGCGAAGAAAAUGGCUGAAGAUAUCAUACUAGACUUCUCAAAAACUUCUGAUAUUGCUGUCAUGAUAUUAAGGUAUUUCAAUGUAAUUGGCUCCGACCCUGAAGGAAGAUUAGGAGAAGCUCCUCCACCAGAAUUGCGCGAACAAGGUCGUAUAUCUGGUGCUUGUUUUGAUGUAGCCAGGGGAAUAAUUCCAGGGCUAAAGAUAAGAGGAGUAGAUUACAACACACCUGAUGGAACUUGUAUACGAGACUACAUCGAUGUGACCGACCUAAUCGACGCUCAUGUAAAAGCGUUAGAGCAAGCAAGACCUAGCAAAGUUGGUAUUUACAACGUCGGGACAGGAAAAGGUAGUUCAGUGAAACAAUUCGUCGAAGCUUGUAAAAGGGCUACCGGAGUUGACAUAAAGAUUGAAUACCUCAGUCGACGUCCAGGAGAUUAUGCUGAAGUUUAUAGUGAUCCUUCUAAAAUUAGGCGCGAAUUGAAUUGGAUAGCGAGAUACACGCUUGAAGAGAGCUUAGCAAUAGCAUGGAGAUGGCAGAAGGCACACAGAAAUGGUUACAACUAGAGUUGAUAAGUUUAAGAUUGAAUUCAUGAAUUCAUUUUGUUUGUUUAACAUUUAUACCUCUAGCCUAAGUGGCGGGGCCAAAAUUUUCACUAAGGGGAUUCAAAAUAUAAAAUGUAAAACAUACAAAGAAUCCAAGAGGAUUCAAUACUAUAUAUACAAAAAAAUGUAAUUUUGACCUCAUAAAUACAGUGUAGUUUUGAACCCCCUUGCAAUAACCUGG